GAUCUUCACACGCAGUGAUACUAAUGCCGGCCGCACUUUGAACCAAGGUCUGCCUGUGACAGGCGGACAGUCCGCUCUGACUGUAGCCCUAUGUGUCUCUACAUGUUCGGAUGCCGGCUAUGUCUUGGCUGGUGUAGAGUAUUCUUCUGAGUGCUACUGCGCCAACGCCAUUGGGGGCACCGGUGUGCUGAUUGACGAUUCGAGCUGUAGCAUGACUUGCAACGGCAACAGCACCGAAUUCUGUGGUGGGUCCGACGCAUUGAGCGUGUAUUCUUCCAAGACCGCUCCAGACGGCUGGAAGGCCCUGGGAUGCUAUACCGACUCUGCUGGCGCCCGCACCCUUACUACUUACGAAUUCCCCCCGGGUGAUCUCACCAUUGAGAAGUGCACCACUGCGUGUGAGGGCUUCACGUACGCGGGUGUCGAGUACGGAGGAGAAUGCUACUGCGGCAACGAGUUCUCCAAUGAUGGUGGUCCGGCUCCAGACGGCAGCGCUCAGUGUAACAAACCUUGCAAUGGAAACGCUCAGGAAACCUGUGGUGGUCCCAACCGCUUGAACGUCUUCCAGGUUCUUGGAGGAGCUUCUACUACCACAACCGCGGCAUCAGCGUCUGCAACUCAAGCUGCCGCAUCAACCUCUACCAAGCCUGUCAACACCGCACUUCCUACUGGAUGGGCCUACAAAGGCUGCUACAUUGACGGAGCUAAUGGCCGUAUCAUGCUCAACCAGGAGCCAGACAGCAGCAGCAACACCGUUGAAGAUUGUGUUGCCACCUGCACUGGCCUAGGAUAUUCCGUUGCUGGUAUGGAAUACGGCGCACAGUGCUUCUGCGACGACUUCGUUCGCAAUGGUGGGGCGCUCACUUCUGAUUCGGACUGCAGCAUGAACUGUGCCGGCAAUGCGAACGAGAAGUGUGGUGCUGGUAACCGGAUGAGUGUCUACUCCGACGGACCUCUUCAGGUGUACCAGCCACCUGCGACCCAGACUCAGAAUCUCAAUGGCAGCUGGGAAUACCAGUAUUGCUUGUACGAUGAUGCUGAGGCAAGAACUUUCCCAUAUCAGCUGAUCCUCUCCGAGAACAACACUGCCAAUAACUGCCUAGCUUCUUGCCAGAAGUUCGGCUAUGAGGCUGGCGGAAUGGAGUUCGGUGACGAAUGCUACUGUGGUGAUCCUGCCGAUGUUCUACCUGGUAACCAGGAGGAUGAGGCCGACUGUAACAGUGUCUGUACCGGAAACGCGACUUACAUCUGUGGUGGCGGCGAUCGAAUCUCUUACUACAAGUGGACCGGUCCUUCUCUUACUGCGUGGAACUACGCCUCAGGUAACGCAGCUGGCGCAUAUGAAUUCUUGAUUGGCGGUGUCAUCGUUCCUCUUAUCACCACACCUGGUGUUAACGGCAAGGUCACUUUCCUCGAGAAGCACGGAACUGGUAACCCCAACGCCACUGGAGCAUACGAACUGGACAUUGCGCAACUCAACAACUUCACUGGGGCCUGGCGUGAGAUGCAUGUCAAGUCGGAUGUUUUCUGCUCUGCGGGCUUGACUCUACCUGACAAGGUUGGACGACAGAUUAACAUUGGAGGCUGGGCGAACGACGACACCUACGGUAUCCGACUCUACUGGCCAGAUGGUUCUCCCGGAGUGGAUGGAGUCAAUGAUUGGCAAGAGAAUGUCCAGGAAGUCAAGCUCCAGAAAGGCCGUUGGUAUCCUACUGCCAUGAUCAUGUCCAACGGAUCUAUCCUGGUUGUUGGAGGUGAACAAGGCUCGAACGGUGCGCCAGUGCCAUCCCUCGAGGUUCUUCCCACCGUCGGACCCUACCUCUACUGCGACUGGCUUGAGCGCACGGACCCCUACAAUCUGUAUCCGUUCCUUGCAGUCCUUCCCAGCGGAGACAUCUUUGUCGCGUACUACAACGAAGCACGUAUCCUGGACGUGGACACUCUUCAAACCAAGCGAACCCUUCCCAACAUUCCAGGCGCUGUCAACGACUUCCUCGGUGGCCGCACCUAUCCCUUUGAAGGAACUGCAGUCAUCAUGCCCCAGCACUGGCCGUACUCUGACCCCUUGACUGUCAUGAUGUGUGGUGGCUCUAUCCCUGGCCCUGAAUUUGCUCUGGAUAACUGCGUAUCAAUUACUCCCGACGUCGCAGAUGCCGAGUGGGUCAUUGAACGUAUGCCGUCCAAGCGUGUCAUCUCUUGCAUGACUGCCCUCCCCGAUGGCACUUUCGUCAUCUUGAACGGUGGCCAGCAGGGCCGUGCUGGUUUCGGUCUCUGCACGGAGCCCAACCACAACGCUGUCAUCUACGAUCCAACUGCCCAGGUCAACCAUCGCAUGACUGUAGCCGCCAACACGACUGUCGAUCGUCUCUACCACUCCGAAGCUGUUCUCCUCGAUGACGGACGCGUUCUGGUCUCUGGAUCUGAUCCCGAAGACGUGCGUUUCGUCCAGGAAUACAGAAACGAGGUCUUCAUCCCGCCGUAUCUGAUGGGCUCCCCAACGCAACCGGUCAUCUCCAUCACUGACGCCAACAAGCACGCAGACUGGGCCUCAACCUUCCAAAUCACCACAGACUCACCUAUCAGCAAGAUCUCUCUCAUGGGCGCCACAUCGAGCACGCACGGCAACAGCAUGGGCAUGCGCACCUUCUUCCCAGCCUUCACCUGCGGAGGCGGCACCUGCACCAUCAGCACGCCGCCGGACUCAAAGAUCUGCCCGCCCGGUUGGUUCCAGGUCUUCGCCCUCAACUCGGCCGGUGUGCCCAGCGUGGCCGUGUGGGUUCGCAUUGGCCAAGAUCUCGCGAGCUUGGGCAACUGGCCCAACUACCCUGACUUUACCCUGCCGGGCGUGUAAAUAUUUCCAGCUCUUUCUGCGUAUUAUUCCUAGGCAUAAGCGGUUUCGGACGGAAGGUGGAGCAUAAUCUCUAAUUCUAUCUAAUUCUCACGUGCUUUGUUUCGAAACUGAGGUCCUUUGGCUCUCCACAACCACCAUUUUAGGGCGACUUUUCUUUUUUGAUUGCCAUUUUAACUUGAUACCACCGGCGCAUUUCGCAUGCCUAUUACGCAAAAGCUUUUCAUUAAGAGACUAUUGCAUCGGUGGAAGAGGAGAGAGAGAGAGAGAGUGGAGGAGCAGGUUCAACUGGACACCUUGGCCCAUGGCUUUGCGGGAAAAGGGAAUGGGGAAAGGAGAGGGGUGUUGAGGAGACACAUAUCGCUGUUAUAGGACGUAUGUACCUACAAAUCACGAUAUGCUUCUUCAUGCCUGCCCUGCUCUUUACACACACAAACGACCUUCGAAGUGAUUAC
This is a messenger RNA of Mytilinidion resinicola, 3303 nucleotides long. RefSeq names its product copper radical oxidase. NCBI's taxonomy places the organism in Eukaryota, Fungi, Ascomycota, Dothideomycetes, Mytilinidiales, Mytilinidiaceae. The record is from RefSeq and is a predicted model, not a curated record. Bases 212 to 2851 code for a protein of 879 amino acids. The transcript has 3 exons.